CGCCCCCGCCUCCGGAGCGGGCUGGGGAGGGGGGGGGGCCCCGCACCGAGCCGAGCCGAGCCGCGCCAGCCGCCCGCCCGCCCCUCGCCGCGGAGGAUGCUCGGGCCGUGAGCCCGCAGCCGGCAGCCCCGGCGCCGCGGAGCCAUGGGCAAGGACCAGGAGCUGGUGCAGGCGGUGAAGGCGGAGGACAUCGCGGCCGUGCAGAAGCUGCUGCAGAGGCCCAAGCCCGGCAAAGCCAAGCUCCUCGGAUCGGCGAAGAGAGUCAACGUCAACUUCCAGGACACCGACGGAUUCUCUGCCCUGCACCAUGCGGCGCUCAAUGGGAACACCGAGCUCAUCUCACUGCUGCUGGAGGCGCAGGCUGCGGUGGACAUCAAGGACAACAAAGGCAUGCGGCCCCUGCACUACGCGGCUUGGCAAGGCAAGAAGGAGCCCAUGAAGAUGGUGCUGAAGGCAGGGUCCUCCGUGAACAUCCCAUCAGACGAGGGACAGAUCCCCCUGCACCUGGCGGCACAGCACGGGCACUACGACGUGUCCGAGAUGCUGCUGCAGCACCAGUCCAACCCCUGCAUCAUGGACAACUCGGGGAAGACGCCGCUGGACUUGGCGUGCGAGUUUGGUCGGGUCGGGGUGGUCCAACUGCUCCUGAACAGCAACAUGUGCGCGGCGCUGCUGGAGCCCAAGCCGGGGGACACCACCGACCCCAACGGCACCAGCCCCUUGCACCUCGCGGCCAAGAACGGCCACAUCGACAUCAUCCGGCUCCUGCUGCAAGCUGGCAUCGACAUCAACCGGCAAACCAAGGCGGGCACGGCCCUGCACGAGGCGGCGCUGUGCGGCAAGACCGAUGUGGUGCGGCUUCUGCUGGAUAGCGGGAUCAAUGCCCACGUCAGGAACACGUACAACCAGACGGCUCUGGACAUCGUCAACCAGUUCACCACCAGCCAGGCCAGCAAGGAGAUCAAGCAGAUGCUGCGGGACGCCUCGGCCGCUCUGCAGGUGCGCGCCGUCAAGGACUACUGCAACAACUACGACCUGACCAGCCUCAACGUGAAAGCCGGAGACGUCAUCACCGUGCUGGAGCAGCACGCGGACGGGCGCUGGAAGGGCUGCAUCCACGACAACCGGACCGGCAACGACCGCGUGGGCUACUUCCCCUCCAGCCUCGUCGAGGCCAUAAGCAAGCGAACAGGUUCAUGGGAGACUGUAACAAUCCCCCAACACUACCAAAAGAUCCCGCUCCCGGCUUACGGGGCUGCUGUGCUAAACGGUGACACCUCGUCCCAUCCGUUCCAUUCCCUGCCUCCACCUCCACCUCCACCACCACAUUCCCAUCAGACUCUUUUCAGUUCCUUUGGCUAUCACAGGCUCUCCCCUAGCAGUGCCGACGAGCCGCGUUACGGACCAGGGUCCCGGGGGGCCGACAUGAGCCCGUCCCACCUCUCCCCGUCGCAGGGCGGAUCGGCCGCGCCGGCUCCCACCGAGGAGAUCUGGGUGCUGCGGAAACCCUUCGCAGGUGGCGACCGCAGCAGCCUGGGCAGCACGGGCAGUGUGGCCUCGGCUCGCAGCUCGGGGAGCGGGCAGAGCGCGGGCAGCGGGGCGCACGCCCUGCACGCCAGCUCCGAGGGCGUCAAGCUGCUGGCAACGGUCCUUUCCCAGAAGGCUUCUGCGCAAGAUGCUGCCGUGGGCGAUGGGCCGGCCAAGGCGCAGGACAUCCCCGCAGGCUCCUCACGGUCGCAGAGCGUGGCCAGCUCCCCCUAUGCCCCCCAGCCGGCCGCCGAGCAGCAGCUGAAGAAGAUGGAGCCACCUUCGGAGGGGAAGAGCUCAGAGGCUGUGUACCAGUGGUUGUGCAAGUUCCAGCUGCAGCUCUACGCACCCAACUUCAUCAACGCCGGCUACGACAUCACCACCAUCAGCCGGAUGACACCGGAGGACCUCACGGCCAUCGGUGUCACCAAGCCGGGACACAGGAAGAAAAUCGCCUCCGAGAUCAACAACCUCAACAUCCCCGAGUGGCUGCCGGAGUACAAGCCGGCCAACCUGGCGCUGUGGCUCUCCAUGAUCGGCCUGUCCCAGUACUACAAGCUGCUGGUGGAGAACGGCUAUGAGAACAUUGACUUCAUCACCGACAUCACCUGGGAGGACCUGCAGGAGAUCGGCAUCACCAAGCUGGGCCACCAGAAGAAGCUGAUGCUGGCGGUAAAGAAGCUGGCGGAGCUGCAGCGGGCCGAGCUGGGCAAGUAUGAGCCAGGCACGCUGAAGAGGAAGGCAGCAGCGGGCCCGGAGGUGCUGGCCAUCGAGUCCCCCCCGCCUGAGCCGCCCGAGUGCCAGUCGCCCAAGAUGACCACCUUCCAGGACAGCGAGCUCAGCAGCGAGCUGCAGGUGGCCAUAACGGGCGAAGGCCCCGAGGAACCCCCCGAGAAGCCCACGAACCCCUCGGCCCCCGGCUACCGCUCGCCCCCGGGGCUGGGCGGCCGCACCAGGCUGAUGAGCAGCUCGCAGGAGCUGCUGGGGGACGGCCCCCGAGCCCCCGCCGCUGCCGCCAUCUCCAAGAGCCAGGAGUACCUGGCAGAGGGGGCUGCCGAGGGCCCCCCUGCACCGCCCAAAGAGGCACGACCACAACGGCACGGCCACUCCGUCAAGCGUGCCAGCGUGCCACCAGUGCCCGGCAAGCCCCGGCAGCCCUUCCCACCCGCCUCCGGGCACCUGACACCACCGCAGACCCCCGGCAAGCCACGGCCCCCCUCCCCACAGGGCCCAGUGGUGCCCCACGCCACCGCCAAGGUGAAGCCCACCCCGCAGCUGCUGCCGCCGGGCGAGCGCCCCGCGUCACCCCGCUCCCUGCCCCAGUCGCCCACGCACCGUGGUUUCGCCUACGUCCUGCCGCAGCCCACCGAGGGCGAGGGGGCCCCCCCGGGGGUGCCCGUCCUGCCCGUCUCGGUGCCGGUGCUGUGCCUGCCGCCGGCGGGCGAGGGUGAGGAGGAGCCGGGGCGGCCGAAAAAGCGAGCGCACAGCCUGAACCGCUACGCCGCCUCCGACAGCGAGCAGGAGCGGGACGAGCUGCUGGUGCCCGACGCGGGGCCCUACGCCACCGUCCAGCGGCGCGUGGGGCGCAGCCACUCGGUGCGGGCCCCUGCCGGUGGCGACAAGAACGUCAACCGCAGCCAGUCCUUCGCCGUCCGCCCCAAGAAGAAGGGGCCCCCGCCGCCCCCGCCCAAGCGCUCCAGCUCCGCCAUCUCCAGCGCCGGCAUGGCCGAGGACUUCCCCAAGGAGGGUGAGGGUGAGGCAGCCGCUGGCCCCCCUGCCGCCGAGGGGGAGAGCCGCCGGGAGCAGCGGCGAGCCAGUGACCUGGGCGGCAGCGUGGACACGGGCAGCGCCGGCAGCGUGCGGAGCAUCGCGGCCAUGCUGGAGAUGUCCUCCAUCGGCGGCGGGGCCCGGGCGCUGGCCCUGCAGAAACCACCUGGAGCCGGUGUGCCAGGGCCAGCAAAGGCACCCGAGGGCUACUACCUGCAGCCGGGAGCACCCCCAGGCAGCCCUGAGCGCGCCCGCGUGGCCACUGUCCUGGCCACUGUCAAGCACAAGGAGGCCAUCGGGCUGGACGGGGAGGUGGUGAACCGGCGCCGGACCAUCAGCGGCCCCGUCACCGGGCUGGUGGCGGCCGCCCGGCGUGAGCGUGCCGACAGCGUGCGGUCAGAGACGGGCGCUGAGAGCCCCGGCGAGCGGCUGCGGGCUGAGCGCGGUGGCUCCCCGGACACCAUCCCCUUCGCCGAGGACGGCAACCUCACCAUCAAGCAGCGGCCGCGGCCCCUGGGGCCGGCCCGCGUGGAGGCGGGCGAGGGGCUGUCCCCGGCCCACCGCCACGGGGACCUGGCCAAGGUGGAGGCCAGCGCCACGCUGAAGCGGCGGAUCCGGGCCCGGCAGAGCCAGCAGGACAGCGUCCGCUUCAUCCUCACCGAGUCCGACACCGUCAAGCGCCGGCCCAAGGCCAAGGACAAGGAGCCGGCGCUGGAGCCGGCCCCGCUCGCCGUCUACCAGAACGGCACCGGCACCGUCAAGCGGCGCCCAGCCUCCGAGCUGAGCGGGGCCGAGCCACCCCCAACCCCGCCACCCGCCGCCCGCCCCGACGGCCCCGAGUACCCCCCGCCGCCCGCCGAGCCCAAGAAGCCCUUCAAGCCGCCGGUGUCCCCCAAACCCGUGCUAACGCAGCCGGCGCAGAAGGUCCCUGGGCCACCGGUGCCCAUCCCCAAAAAGGUGCCCAUCCCGAGCCCCGGCAGCCCAGAGGUGAAGCGCGUCCACGGCACGCCGCCCCCGGUGUCCCCCAAGCCCACGCCACCCCCCACGGCACCCAAGCCCCCCAAGCCCCACGCCGCCAUCCAGUCGGUGAGCGCGGGCUCCACGCCGGCACCGUCCCCCGCCAGGCAGCUGGGCGCCACCGCCAAGCCCUCGAGCACGCCGCCCUCGCUCUGCUCCAGCCCCGCCAAGCCCCUCUCGCCCGGCGCGCAGCCCCAGCAGGUGCCGGUGAAGCCGCCGCGCUCUGCCAUCGCCGGCCCCUCCGUCGACAGCGCCAGCCCCGAGCUGGUGCAGCAGAAGCUGGAGGAGACCAGUGCGUCCCUGGCUGCCGCGCUGCAGGCUGUGGAGGAGAAGAUCAAGCAGGAGGACAGCCAGGCGGCAGACUCUGCCGUGGAGUCGAAGAGCACCGGGAGCAUCCUGGACGACAUCGGCAGCAUGUUCGACGACCUGGCGGACCAGCUGGAUGCCAUGCUGGAGUGAGGGGCGCGACGGCCCCGCGAACCUCAGGGCUUACGUGGGCACAAGGGCACAACGAUCCACGACCUCCCGGCCCCGCCGCCCCCUCCCCGUCCCCUUUGUACAGCCGUCCCCUCCCGGACAUCCCAUCCCUCGGGGUUUGCACAAAGAAGAAGAUACCUCAGGAUUGUGCUCACGGACUCGGCGCCCGCUCGCCGCCCCGCGACGGCUCUGGCAGGACUCCCUUUUGCAGAAGCAAAAAAAAAAAAACAACAAACCACAACAGAAGAAACAAAGCAACACGACCCAGCCCCAAACGCCCCCUUCUCGCCGGCUGUGGGGGCACCGGGGGUUCUCUACCUACCUGGCCGGUGGCCACAGCCCCCCGGCCCCGCGGCCGCUGCCUUUGUGCCCGUGCCCUGCCGGCCCCGGCCCCGAAUGUAGCACAACCCCGGCACGUUGGCCACGCUGCUUCCUCCGCUCCCUUCAGCAGACGGCCUUUGUCCGUCCAUCCGUCUGUCCGUCCGUGCCGGGGGGCUGGCGCGGUGGCCGUGCCGAUUUGUUCUGGUGGGGAGUCCGGAUGGGCAACUUGGGUUUCUUUUCUCUUUUUUUUUUUUCCCCUCUUUCUCUCUCUCUCUCUCUUUUUUUUUUUUUUUUUAAAUAUUCUUUUUUAGUUUCCUGUUUUUCCGUCGUCGUUUGCGAGUGGCGGGGCGGGCAGGGCGCGGGGCCAUGGUGCCGGACCAGGCUGCGGGGGCUGCCCCACUCCCCGUGCCCCCCGCAGCACCGGGACCCCCGCGCCAGGGCCCCGAGCUCCGCAAAGGGGUGCUGCAGGCGCUGCCAUGCUUCCUCGCGUGGGGUCUUCCCUUCGGGCGUGGGGAGGGGAUUUCUGUUUGCACCAGUUGCAAACUGGUGAGCGAGCACCCUGCGCUGGGGCGAGCGGGGGGCAGCGGGCCGUGCCCCUGCCCGGCCCCCUCGCCGCCAGGGGAGAGGAUGUAAUAAGCUAUACAGAAGUAUUAAUUUAUUGGAGGGGAAAACAAACGAGAGGUAUAAAAUGGAUUUCCCCCGCCCCCCAAAUAAUAAAAAAGAAUAAACUUUAACAAAUAUAUAUUUAAAAGAUUUAAAAAUAUUAGCAAUUAUAUAUAAAGCAGUUUAAAAAAAAAUCAAGAGAAAACUGGAUUUUAGCUUGAGAAAAACUAUUAGAUUAUACUAAGCUGUGUGUCUUGUGGCAAACUCAUUCUACGAGUAGCACAAUAUUUACCUUUUAUCUGGGUGGAAGGUACGUGCAAGCAGUUCUGUUCGGGUUUUUCUGUUCGAAGUCGGUGUAACGUCUUUAUUUUUACACAGUUAAGAACUCAAAGGAUGUGCCUUGUUUUAUGGAGGUUUUUGUUAAUUCUUCUACUGGAGGUGUUUCAUUUCUUUUGGGGUGUCUUCAGGUUUGGGUUUCUUUUUUUUCGGCAUUCGUUUUCCUGUGCGCGUGUGCGUGUGCGUGCGUUCGCGGGUGUGUGCGUGUGCUCGUGUGCGUUGCGGGCCGCACGGCUGUAUAUCCAUGUACAAACAGGAGCUGGAGUCUGGUUCAGUCGCUUGAGUUCUGAUGAAUGCAUUUUUUGCUUGUGGUUUCAAAAAGUGUUGAUGUACCUUUCUUUUCCCGAGACCUACAGCCUGGUCUCGCCCUCUCCCCUCUUCUCUUCCCUCUCCUCCCCUCUCUGUCUCCCCUCUCUCCUGUUGUGUUCGCUGAUCCAGAUGUGUUUGGCACAACUUUGAAAUUUCUUUUAAAAAAAAACACAAAAAAAGACUUUAAAAAUAACAAAAAAAAAAAUCACCCGCCUGAAAAUAUCUGUUGAAAAGAAAAAAAUAUGUAUCUAAAAAAAAAAAUCCAUAAAGUUCUACAUGAUGGAUAUAUACAUAUAUAUAUUUUUUAUGAUUAAGUUAUGGACUGUAUCGUAUCCCAUCUGUCAAGCUAUGCAUCUUGGUGCUUUCCCUGCUCUUCUGUGCUUAGAUUUCACCUCUACUCGUCUUAUUCUUCCUAUUCUGAAUAGUAGAUGGCUCGUGGUGCUGUGAAGAAGUUUGCUCCUAUACGAAGUCUGGCAACAAAUAUUUAAAGAAAAAUAAUAAAAAAGAUAAAACCCU
Molecule: messenger RNA, 6873 nt
Organism: Anas platyrhynchos (mallard)
Lineage: Eukaryota; Metazoa; Chordata; Aves; Anseriformes; Anatidae
Gene: CASKIN1
Product: CASK interacting protein 1
Molecular function (GO): protein binding
Source: RefSeq, a predicted model, not a curated record